AUGUCAACAGCCGGCUUUCCCUGGCAGGCCGAAUCCCAUGUCCGCGAGCCCACAUACCUCGACGAGAAGGCGCCAGUCCCUGCUGUGCCAGAAAACAAACAUCCGGAACCUCCGGUCGCCAGAAAGAACACGGUAGCCACUGUUUCGCCGCAGGUCAAUGGCAAUGGCAAGCACUGCUCUUUUAAGGACUCUCACCCAGGAAAGCAACGAGCGAAUUCGGGGAAGGCACAGAAUUUGAACAGAUCAGCUUCGAGUCACUACCAUCCACAACGACACAAGGCUGGACCUGUCCAGCCACCUGUUCGAACUCUACCGGCCUGGAUCCAGGAUGCGACAGAGAGCGACCUCGACGACAUCGAUCCCGCUUACCUGGAUGCGCCGGACAUCGCAUUUCUCGCACAGCACAACCACAGUCCGUCCACACCCAGGAGAGCACAGAAUGGUGUACAAGAACACAGAUCAAAUCCAACAUCCUCCGGUGACUGGCGGCCGGACAAGACGUCACGAUGGAUCAGCUUCGGUCGAGCCAGUGUAUACCCACGAGAGAACUUCGACAACGAGCAGUUCAGCCCGGAAUACUUGAACAAGGAGUUCGGCGACUAUUCCAAGCCAUGGCUGGCUGACCGUGAAGACGAAGAUGGCGAAGAUACCAGCAGAUAUCAGGCUUACAAGAAGAAGCGACGGGCAUGGUACAAGCGCAUUCAAUUCACGAUAUUGCGGAACCCGUUCAUUCCACUGGCGUUCAGGUUGACGGUGAUGAUCUUUGCAUUGACCGCCAUCGGGCUUGGGGUUACCAUAUAUCGCGAGACAGGCAGAAUAAGCGAUUGCCUGAAAGAACCGGCUGGAAGCAGGAGUGAUGCUUGUAGGAGGGUUCUCAACGAUCCACAAAAUGGGCAAUAUGAGGAGGUGAAUUACUAUCGGGAUCCCUCUGCUCUCAUGGCCAUCAUUGUCGACGUCGUCUCGGUGGUGUACACAUCCUACAUCACCUACGACGAAUACUUCUCCAAACCUCUGGGGCUACGGCCGGCGCGUGCGAAGGUACGACUGGUGUUGCUGGAUUUGUUUUUUAUUGUCUUCCAGGCGGCCAAUCUUAGCUUGAGCUUCGAGUCCCUGACGGUGGAUGACGGGGCGUGUGCGGUGGGGACUGCUGACACUGGAACUCAGUAUCGUUUUGGGAGAGUGUGCAGCCGCCAGGAAGCGCUCAGUGCUGUGCUCUUGGUGUCGUUGGUGGCUUGGUUGAUGACCUUUUCUGUGAGCGUCCUAAGGCUCGUCGAACGGAUAAUGUAG
Messenger RNA from Cyphellophora attinorum, 1287 nucleotides. RefSeq names its product Regulator of phospholipase D SRF1. The transcript is spliced from 2 exons. Lineage: Eukaryota; Fungi; Ascomycota; Eurotiomycetes; Chaetothyriales; Cyphellophoraceae. The coding region runs from base 1 to 1287 and encodes 428 amino acids. Gene Ontology annotation, biological process: positive regulation of catalytic activity. Gene Ontology annotation, cellular component: cell periphery; fungal-type vacuole. The record is from RefSeq and is a predicted model, not a curated record.